Molecule: messenger RNA, 2005 nt
Organism: Perca fluviatilis (European perch)
Lineage: Eukaryota; Metazoa; Chordata; Actinopteri; Perciformes; Percidae
Product: tetraspanin-8-like
Exons: 9
Coding region: 150-950 (266 amino acids)
Cellular component (GO): membrane
Source: RefSeq, a predicted model, not a curated record
UACGCCCAUGCACAAACACCAAGGGGCUGUGCGCGCAACAAGAUGAGAAGUUUCUCUCAGAAACACACAUCUCCAUAGCAUGCGCACUUCUACUUAGGAAAACUUUAAACGGUAUUACAAAUAUUGACGGCGAGUUUAAGCGCAACAACAUGGGGAGAGUGAACGUCUGUUUGAAGCGAAGUUACAUUAUAGUGAUAAGUUUGAUCGCGGUUGGCAGUGUUUUGCUGUUGGGAUGCACUCUGUUCAACCACGGAUACUACUACCAAAAUGAAGAGAUGGAAGAGGCGUUUCUUACAGGCAUUCAUGCCUUGUAUAUUAUUUCCACCAUAACUCUGGCCUUGACCAUCAUUGGUGUGUAUGGUGCCUGCAAAGAGAAGAAGUGGGCGCUUAUAACGUUUGCAGUUGGAAUGAUCCUGGGCAGUCUGUUCAUGAUUUUCAUAGAAGUUGUCGGACUGGCUGUGCGACCAGAGAUGGCUGAAGGACUAAAGAGCCAAUACCUACAUAUGCUGCCGCUAAAUAAUGCUAGUGAGAGCUUUAUAGACAACAUGAAUGAAAUACAGAGGCAUUUGCAGUGUUGUGGAUUGGAUCAGGGCUACCUGGAUUGGGACUACCACAUCCCAGAAUCCUGCCUAUGUGAUGAAGAGUCCACUAAUCCAUGUGUGGCAGCUCCUAGAGACAGCAGUCUGUUUGAGCACAUGGUCAAUGAUCAGCCCAUCAUGAUUUAUAAUGAGCCAUGCAUUCCAUUCUUGAUUGAACAUGGAAUGAAGAGCAUACAUACUGUAUGUGGCAUAUUUCUGGGAAUCACAUUAUUCUGGAUUUUGUCAGUGGUGUUGUGCAUCUUCAUCUUAUGUCGGUUGAGUAAGAAGGAAGAUAUCCCUGUAGUGGUCUACAGUCCAGAGGCUAAAGCAGGCAACUACACCACUUUGACAGACGCUGCAGAGUACACCUGAUUGGGAUUGGUACAAUACAUUGUGUUUUUAUGAUGUUUGAAUAUAUCAGAAGUUGCUUCCAACAACUGAAGUUGCAUAUUGUUUUUCUUAAAUGAUUUGUUUGGGUAGUAUGUAUUUGUUUUGGUUUUGCCAUUUAAACCAUUAAACCUUUAUUCAUUUUUGUAUCCCGGAAGAUGCAUGUUUUUACAAUGGUAAAGUUAUGGGCUAUGGUCAGAAACAGCACAUACUGUACUGUGAAUAAGUAUUUUCUUUGUUUUAAAUAAAUUAGAUGAAAACUAAGAUACAUACACGGCAUAUUAAGUCUGAGACCUACACCCUUCUGCUACAUAAGAUAUACAGUAAUACUGUAGCGCAUCUCUUUCCACUGUUUUUAAUGGACAUUAAAUGUGUGUGCUAAGCAAUAAAUACAUAAACUUUUAGAGUGGUAUUUUCAUCCCAGAUUAGAAUCAUAAUGUAAGACCUUUUUAAGCCAAGAAGUAAGCAGGAAACUGAAGCGUAUUGUAAGAGGUGGAAAUAGAGUAAAUUCAAUUGAGAUGGUUAAAGAAAAUGUUUUUUUUUUUUUAUAGCACUGAUGAAGAUAUGACUGCAGAAAUAUUUAGGUUAUGAAAAACCUAAAUAUUCCAAACGCUCUACUUCUGGGAUUGCUCCGUUGCCUUCGGAAAUUCCGCCAAAUUUAACUCUUUUCAGCCGGAUGUCCGUUACCUUCCAUUUAGUUUGUGUUGGAAUUUUAAACUCUGGUGGAUUUAUGAGGACUAUGGUUAACUGCUCCUCAGAUCUCUGCAGGGUAAAUCCAGACAGCUAGCUAGAUUAUCUGUCCAAUCUGAGUUUUCUGAUGCACGACCAAGAACAUACACAUGUUCCACCAAAACAAGUUUCUUCCCAGGGCUGUUUUUAUAUUUGCAUUGUCAAAACUCUAAAUACAAUCCUCACACCACGUGGUACAUUCAGCACACCACUCUAAGUGACCUGCAAAAGGUGAUUACUCAAUCAAAAGAAUAAACUUGUUUUAAAUGUAAAUAAAUCCAUCAAUGAAUAAAUGUGUCAUCACAACAAAA